AUGGCCUCCACCCCUCCGCCCUCCUUCUCAACCAACUGGAUACCAGCCAAGUCCUGGACCCAUUUCGUAGCGGGAGGGCUGGGAGGGAUGUGCGGUGCAAUCGUCACUUCUCCGUUUGACGUCGUCAAAACCCGAUUGCAGAGUAACAUGUUCCGACAUUCGCUAGCACACGAUCGUGCACCACACCAUCUUGCCACGCCGCGUCCACAUCUCGCAACCGCUUCUUCUUCCUCCAACACCCCCUCCUUCCGCCCUCGGAUGCCUGCCGGAGCGCAUCCGGCACACACGGCCGCCCAAGUCGCCCACACGAGCAGAAACAUCCUCUGGGCAUUCUACGACACCGCUCUACUCAUCCGCUCUAUCCACAAAUAUGAAGGCUCUGCGGCGCUGUUCAAGGGUCUCGGGCCGACGCUCGUUGGCGUCGUCCCCGCGCGAAGUAUCAACUUCUUCACGUAUGGGAAUGGGAAGCAGAUCAUUGCGAACAAGUUUAAUAACGGGAUAGAGGAUACGUGGGUAUUCCUCACUGCUGGUGCUUUGGCCGGCAUCGUAACAAGCACAGCGACAAACCCGAUCUGGGUAGUCAAGACCCGCCUUCAGCUCUCCGCCUCCCAAUCACAGCCUUUUACCUCCUCGUUGGCGUGCAUCCGGCAUAUCCUGGCACACGAGGGCAUACCAGGAUUAUAUAAAGGGCUUUCAGCAAGCUACCUUGGCUGUGCGGAGAGUACGAUCCAGUGGACCUUAUACGAGAACUUCAAGAGUAGCGUGCGAGGCCGUGGAGGUGCCACAGAAUGGCUCGGCAUGCUAGGCGCCGCAGGAGCAGCCAAGAUGAUCGCGUCGCUCAUCACGUACCCGCACGAAGUUGUCCGUACGCGCCUGCGCCAGCCCAUCGAGAACGGCCGGGUCAAGUACCGCGGCUUGAUCCAGACGUUCACUGUUGUCAUCCGGGAGGAAGGGGUGAGGAGCUUGUAUGGAGGGUUGAGCGCGCAUUUGUUGAGGGUCGUCCCUAAUGCGGCGGUGAUGUACUCGAUUUAUGAGGGCUUGCUGGCGUGGUAUGGUGUUAGCUAG
Dacryopinax primogenitus is the source of this 1065-nucleotide messenger RNA. Its product is annotated as mitochondrial carrier. The transcript has 3 exons. Gene Ontology annotation, biological process: pyrimidine nucleotide import into mitochondrion. Gene Ontology annotation, cellular component: mitochondrion. The record is from RefSeq and is a predicted model, not a curated record. Bases 1 to 1065 code for a protein of 354 amino acids. Gene Ontology annotation, molecular function: pyrimidine nucleotide transmembrane transporter activity. Lineage: Eukaryota; Fungi; Basidiomycota; Dacrymycetes; Dacrymycetales; Dacrymycetaceae.